AGGGUUGUCUCUUCCUUCCGCGAAACUUGCCAAGCAAGGCGCCUUGAAGCUUCUUCCAAUACGAGCUGCUCGACUUGUUUCGAUCCUAUAUAUACCCCAACUUUUCUCAUCUUGCGUUCAUCGCUUUGACCUACCAAAUCCAAGACAAGAAGAUUGCCUGAUCACAAUGGGUCAUAAGAGCAGCGAGGCCGGAAGCGACAGCGAGUACAGCGAACGGCGGCUGAGGACGAAGACCCGGAGGAACAAGAAGAAUAGCAAUAAAAUUAGCCCCGAUGGAGGGUUGCAAUUCAACGACCGUCGAAACAGGGACAACAAGAGAACUAUUCCAGAAGAAGGACAAGUGGAAAUGGACUACCCACAAAACAAGAAGAAAAGCGUCGAGAACAACAGUGACGGCCACGGCGGCGGAAAGGCAGAGAAGGCUGCCCAAGGGAAGCAACCGGAAAAUUCAGAUCACACCGAUGCCCGAAAGCCUCCAGUGAGGACGGCGGCGUUAUUGAUGGAUCUGUGCUGUGACUGUGAGGGAUGCACCAAGAAGAUCUCCAGAACCGUCACCAACUUCGCAGGAUGCGAUCUUGUAUCCAUUGAUAAGCAGGCGAAAACGCUGACAGUUAAAGGGACGACGAACAUGAUAAGGGCUCUGGCUGAUUUGCUGGCGAGGAAGUUCAAAAAAUCCGUGGAGAUUGCCCCCGCAGAAGGCGGCAGAGGGGAGGAGAGAGACAUGGUCGUCCGCGGCUGCGAUGGAGCAACCAAGGCGGCGGGGAAAGAGUUAGACGGCAACAAAUCCAACAAACCUCCAGUGACGACGGCGGAGCUGAAGAUGGCAGUGCCCUGCUCUGGGUGCGGCGGACAUCUCCGCCAGAUUCGUAAAAGCGUCGCCAAGAACAAAGGCUGUCAUUCUUGCGAAAUCUUCAGUGAUGAAAUGGGGAAGGCGGUGGUCAGCGUGACAGGGACAAUGGACGUCAUCAACGCCGUCAAGGAGAAAUUGGAGAAGAAGCUCAAGACGUCGGUGGAGAUAACCCCAUCCCCACCAAUAUUGGGCGAUUUAGACCACGGUGGCUCUGAGAAUAAGCGAGGCCGGAAACAGAGGAAGUCCGCCGCCGACGGCUAAGGAAAAUGUAAUGCACUACGAUCCAACUGAGUAUCCAAAUCCAUCUAUUUACAGCUACGACGGGGACUAUGCCUUUCAGCUACUACGGGGACUGUACCCCUUUUAGAAGAAGGUUUUAAAAUGGAUAAUGAUUUUUAUGGUCCGAAUCUUGUCUAAGAGCGUGAAAAGAACAAUGAAGUGGGUAUUUUUCCCCCUCAACUGGAGGGUUGAUACUGAUGCCACUCUCAAACUACAGAUUACUGUCCUUGUACAGAAGCCAGUUUAUUAAUUAGCAUCACACUUUUAUGUAUUGUUAUAUUA
Molecule: messenger RNA, 1411 nt
Organism: Diospyros lotus (date-plum)
Lineage: Eukaryota; Viridiplantae; Streptophyta; Magnoliopsida; Ericales; Ebenaceae
Product: heavy metal-associated isoprenylated plant protein 3-like
Exons: 6
Coding region: 167-1111 (314 amino acids)
Molecular function (GO): metal ion binding
Source: RefSeq, a predicted model, not a curated record